This is a messenger RNA of Acanthocheilonema viteae, 738 nucleotides long. NCBI's taxonomy places the organism in Eukaryota, Metazoa, Nematoda, Chromadorea, Rhabditida, Onchocercidae. The record is from the annotation of a GenBank genome assembly.
AUGAAUCUCGGAUAUCAGCUCAAGAAAGAUGAAAAUUUCCCAAUCCUGGAGAAAUUAUCCGAAAUGGACAAUUGCUGCAUAGCCAAUAUUGCACUUUAUGAAAAAACAUUAAGUUUAUGCCCAAAAUAUCCUAAUUUCGAAGGAUUACGAUUGCUUGAAGUUGGCUGUGGUCAAGGUGGUGGUAUCGAAUGGAUUUUAAGAGCUCAUUCAUUCGCAAUUGUAAAUGGUGUUGAUCCGAACAUUCUGGAUUCAUUUUCCGGUAAAAUUGUUAAGGGAAAUGCAGAAAAAUUACCAUUUGUUAAUGAUUCAUUUGAUAUUAUAAUAAACAUCGAAAGCAGCCAUUUGUAUGGCAAUUGCCAGCAAUUUUUCUUGGAGUGUUCCAGAGUUUUGUGUGAAAACGGAUUUUUGUGUUGGGCUGAUCUUCGCUAUACUCAUCAGCUGAAAAUAACUAUGAUUCAAGCACAAAAAUCCGGUUUACACCUGAUUAGGACAGACGAUAUCACAGAACAAGUGUUGCAAGGUAUUCAAUCAACAUCAUCAAGGUACGAUGCAAUGCUGCAAAAUGCACCAUACUUCAUUCGCCUCUUUCAAAACUCCAUUCGGACGACAUACUGCGCACCAGGAACGAGAAGUUACGAACGCUUCUUGAAACGUGAAAAAAUUACGUCAUCUUUUGCAUUUCGUGCUAACAACGAUGAACGAAAUAUAGAGUAUUCCCAGAAAAUUGAUCAAGACUAA